AUUCCCGUUUCAAGACACGGGUAUGCGCAGGUAGACAGCUUGCAGUCGUUUUGACUACCUCAGACGGUCAUGAAUUCAGAGGGCGGCCAACGAAAGCAUACGGUAAACGAACCCAUAUCAACGUUUCAGGCUCCUUUUCCGGAACGGUGACCGGUGUUAAAGUCAUUGGCAGAGAGAGACCGACGAAUGCUGAAAGGGCCCGCGACAUGCUCCUGCUUCGUGCUUUACAGGGCGAAUGUCAUAUCAGGCAAUCCGAAUUCGUGAGGAUGCUUUGGUUUCCGAGCGGGGAGGACAAAAGAAAUCUUGUUCUCUCUGAUACACGGACGUCCUCCUUCUCUUCCGUGAAAUUGAACAAGUCGCAACGAGAGGUGGUGUCAGCUAUGAUGUCUAACCGGCCGCUAGUCCUAGUCCAUGGUCCACCUGGAACAGGGAAAACGUCGACUAUCUCUGCAGCGGCUGAGAUGUGGGGACGAAGUAAUCUACCAACGUGGAUUGUAGCUCACUCUAACGUCGCCGUGAAGAACAUUGCAGAGAAAUUGGUGUUAUCCGAUGUUGAUUUCAAGAUCAUCGUAUCCAAAGAGUUCUACGUCGAGUGGCAUGAACAUCUUUACACAAACAUUGAGGACAGAUUGUUGCGCGGGGACGAACUUCCGAACAAUCCGAAGGGCCUACGAAGGGUUAUUGGCUCAUCGAGCAUUAUCCUAUCAACGCUAAGCAUGGCCUCGAAUCCAGGAUUCGACAAAAAUGGGAUGUUUGACAUAGUGCCACCAAGGACUCUUAUUGUCGACGAGGCUUCUCAGAUCAAUGUCUUCGAUUAUAUGCACAUGUUCGUCAAAUUUAAGGAUGUGAUGAAAAAAGUCCGCUUCUUUGGCGAUCCAAAACAGCUCCCGCCAUACGGAAAGGAAAAGGCACCAUCGAUGCAAUGCAUCUUUGACAUCGAGCACCUGAAGGAUAUAGCGCACACUUUGGAUAUUCAAUACCGUAUGCCUCAUCCACUGGGCAACUUCAUCUCUCAAGAAGUCUAUCACAAUCAAAUACGCUCAGAACAUGAAGUAACGGAUCCUUCCUGCAUCGCCUUCAUUAACACGAAAUACGGCUCUGAGAAGAAAUCUGGCUUCAGCUGGAUGAAUGAGGCGGAGGUUCACACGAUCGCCCACCUGGUUCAGCUUUAUUACAAAAAUCAUGAUUUUUGUGUCAUCACUCCGUACGACGCCCAAAGAGCGGCCAUAGAAAAAGAGCUUAAGGGCCAAGGCCUGCCUUGGGAACGGGUAUUCAAUGUCGAUAGUUUCCAAGGUAACUAGCGCGCGCAAUUAGUACUUUGGCACUUGUAGCUUAUGUCAUACACACAGGAAACGAAGCAGAUAUCGUCC
Messenger RNA from Desarmillaria tabescens, 1370 nucleotides. RefSeq names its product P-loop containing nucleoside triphosphate hydrolase protein. The record is from RefSeq and is a predicted model, not a curated record. NCBI's taxonomy places the organism in Eukaryota, Fungi, Basidiomycota, Agaricomycetes, Agaricales, Physalacriaceae. Bases 207 to 1301 code for a protein of 364 amino acids. The transcript has 8 exons.